CAGAUACCGAAACAAGAAUAGGAACAGUUCAAAGAUGCGGUUUCAUUUGGCAGAAGAGACCUAACUGUUAUAUAAUGUUCAUUAGACAGGGGCAAUCCUAGCGUUCCACCAUGCUCGGAAGACGCCGAAAACUGAGAGACACUGAAAAGGCUCGAAGGCUCACAUUUUAUCGAAAUGGCGACUACUUCGAUUCUGGUGUCAAAGUUGCCCUCCGAGGAUCAAAACCUUUUCCGACCAUGCCACAUCUCCUCGAUUAUCUCAGCCUGAAGGCGCGCAUGCCAGCAAAAAAGCUUUUCGAUGCCAGGAACGGCCAACCGAUCACGAGUUUGGAUCAAUUCGAGAAUGGAGGCUCUUACGUGGUAACGUCAGACGGAAAAUUCGAAGCUUUACCUUAUGGAUCCGUGCCACGUCUGCAGACUUCCCAUGUGGCGGACGCACUUCCCGCAAAGCGAGAGGACUUGGAACUUUUUCGCCCCAUGGAGGACCCCGUGUACGGCAAAAAGAAAAGAAAGAAGAAGAGAGAAACGCAUCUUUUGGCGGAACCGUCACCGGGAAGGCGUGAAGGGCGUUUGCUGACAGUAGCUACGAGGGAAGGGGGAGCGAAGGCGACCCUCCUUUUCAACGACAAGAACCCCCCACCCUUCGAAGAUAUCCUCAGAGACUUCGGUCACGCCUUGGGUUUGGGUCAAGUCAAAAACAUGUCCACUCCCUCUGGGCGCCAGGUGCGUAGCAUUUCUCAGUUGAAAAAUGAAUUCCAAGACGUGGACACGUUUUUUCUCGAUGAAACUGACACGGAUGCUGUAGUACCUCAACUAGAGGAAAAAUCUACUUAUUCUUCGAAAUAUGCAGAACAGCACAGCGCAAGAUCAAGAAUUUCAAGAGUCGACACAACUGUGAAAUCUCCUCCUCUUGAGAUAGAAUGGCUUCACGGUUAUGACGGUAGCCCUCUGUUGGUUCUCGACUACUCCGAGUUGGUGUACGCAGUGGGAUCCGCGAUCAUUCUGUACAAAAGAUCGAACCAUCAGCAGAGGCGCUACAUGGACCACACGGAAGACGUCUGCAGCCUCUUGGCUCAUCCUUCAAGAAAAAUGAUUGCUUCCGGCCAGGUUUCUUCUGAAUAUCAGGAAGCGUCAGUGCACAUCUGGUUGAUAGAAUCCUUGCAAACUGUCGCAGUCGUCGAUCAACUGCUCGGGAAUCCAGUCUCCGUUGCGUUUUCGGCUCACGAUUUUGUUCUUCUUACUGUUGAAAUCGGGACUGAAGAAAAUAAUUUAUCAUUUUGGGACUGGGAAGGCGAUGCGCUUCUGGGUCGAGUUCAGUUGAAUGAAGAGCACCUGGUCGGCGGUGAAUUCCACCCGCAGGAGGCAGAUUUGGCAGUGACAUUCGGGAGACACCAUUUGGCAUUCUGGAGGAGAAAGAAAGACGGGUUCUUGAGUCGGACAGAUGCUCUGGCCCCCGGUCAUUCCGGCCGGACCAUCCAAUCGUGGGCUUUCGUAGGCGAGACUGGGCUGGCAGUGGGCGACUCGAGCGGAUACAUCACCCUUUGGGCCCUACUUCCGGGAGAUGCCUUUCGAAUCAUCAAGGAAGUGCGAGCCCAUCAAGGAAAAGUGAGUUGCAUGGCGGUCACAAGUGAAGGCACUCUAAUUUCUGGUGGACAAAAACAACUCAAAGCCUGGGACGCUCAUCAAAGGCUUCAGCACUUAACUGAGAUGGAGUUGGCAGAUGGAGAAGUGAAGGCGCUGCAGCUCCAGGGAAUGAGCGGCUCUGCUAUCUACGUCGGCACCAAUGAUGCCAUCUUAGAAGGCUCGCUACAGACUUCAUUGCAAAACCUCAUACCCGGUGUGGAGUCUGGGAUCUAUGAUCUUUGUGUGGAUUUUCAAGGUCAGAGUUUCGUCACCGUAGACAGAAAGAGGAACAUUUGCAGAUGGUCUACUCGUCGCAUGAUGUGGAGAACCAAGCCCCAAGUGGACUGCUGCUGCGUCGGUUUUCACCCCGAGGGUCGGGCUGUGAUAGCAGGAGGAGCGAAUGGAAAACUUCUCGUUCUGCACGCUGACGGAGGAUUGGCGGUGGCUUCUGUAUUUGUCGCGGAUGCUGCCCUCAAAGCACUCGCUUAUAAUAAGGAUGGAUCAGUUUUGGCAGUAGGAUGUGAAGAUGGUAACAUAUACAUAUGCGGAGCGAAAAACCAUGGUUAUCUAUACAAGAUGCAUAUGGUGCUGAAGAACGAGUGGCCCAUUUUACAAGUGGAUUGGUCUGGCGAUAGCGAAUCUCUGCAGUCCUGCUACAGAAACGCAGAUUUUUGCGAAGUUGCGCUCUGGAAAGUGGCAGAAUCGAAGCGAGUGAACUCUGGUUUAUCGAAAAGUAUGGACUGGCCUCAACACACGUGCAUUCUUUCGCAUAAUGUCUUAGGAAUUUGGAAAGCAGUCGAAGGCGCUUUUUAUCUGAGCUGCCACAGAUUCGGAUCAAAAUUGGCCGCAGCAGCGCAGGACGGAUGCAUCAGGAUAUUUCCUUAUCCUUGCAGAGAAGCUGAACAAGUUUCUUAUGAGGAGCAAAGGCAAGGGCCCCGACCCGUGGACGUCAUUCGCUUCCUGAAUAGGAGCAGCCUGGUUUCCAGCUCUGGUCCAGCUAUUUUCAUCUGGAACAUCAAAGAGUGACGCACCUCGUGGCAUCCGAGUUUUCACUGACUGGGUUGGUUUCACGUCUGGAAAAAAGGAAUUUUGUAAUCGAGUUUUCCUUCCGCUUUUGAAAUUUUGUAUUCUCAAUGAGGUUCAUUUAUUUAGAAAUUUAAUUAUUUCUUAAAAGAUUCAUUUUAAUCAAAUCUUGGAAGUGCACUAUCUGGUAGUGAACUGGAGAAAACUGAUUUUAAUAUCUAAUAAUAUUUAUAAUAAUGAAUUAUAAAUUGUAGAGUAAAAAGUAAA
This is a messenger RNA of Argiope bruennichi, 2912 nucleotides long. RefSeq names its product echinoderm microtubule-associated protein-like CG42247. Gene Ontology annotation, cellular component: mitotic spindle. Gene Ontology annotation, molecular function: microtubule binding. NCBI's taxonomy places the organism in Eukaryota, Metazoa, Arthropoda, Arachnida, Araneae, Araneidae. Gene Ontology annotation, biological process: intracellular signal transduction; microtubule cytoskeleton organization. Bases 111 to 2648 code for a protein of 845 amino acids. The transcript is spliced from 20 exons. The record is from RefSeq and is a predicted model, not a curated record.